AAUAGAGCACGUCUGGGAAAGGAAGAGCUGAAUGAUGAAAAUUUGGCAUGUACCAUGCUGCAUGCUCUGCACUCAUCCCGCCUCUUCUGCUCCCAUACUAGAUAGAUUCUGCUUUCAGGAAGAUUUCGUAGGCAGGGUACAAUAAAGAUGAAACAUACUCCUGGGGAUUCUAAUACCCUUUCAGAAAGAGCCUAUCUAAAAUGAAAUCAAAUCCUGUGUAUUUUUCAGCAAAGACUAUACUCGGAAUGUUAGAAGACAUAACUAACCAAAGUGUGGCUUUUUCUUCCUUUCACGCUGAUGGUAUUUUUAAUGUUUUAUUGGUCAUUUUGCUGCCUUGGGUGAAUGCCUUGGGCCGGCACUAUACCUUUAUUUGUAUUACAAAUGUUUCUCAACCCUGAGUAUUGUAAAACUUUGGAAAUUAGUAUAACCUAUGUGGUGUUGUCUUCCAAAAUCAGCAGAUCACCCGAAACAAAACCUGAGGGGUUUAUCCCACUGCAUUCAUCUCAUAUUUGGACCUCCCACAUGUAAGGGGAUGAUGUUAACUUUGUGAGCAGUGCCGUCCAAGUAAUCGGCUUACCUCACCUGCCAGGAUCCAUUUCCGAGCAGGUGACAGGACCAUGGGCGACACACAGAAAGGAAAGCUUCAUCAGGCAAGUCAUGUGAGAGCUGAACUGCAUCUGUUCCCCUCCAGAAAGCUCACAGGAGAUGUCCUCCAGGACACUGAUCAAAGACAGGACCGCAAACAGGAGCUGGAGACAGAAAAUGAGGUGGAGACAUCUUUUGGAAAGAGACAGGGAACGAUAACUCCGCAUGGGAUGGAAGUCUGGGAGUGUGAGGUCAGUGACAGAGCCCACAUUAGCAAGGUGAUCCUUUCUGGGGACAAGCCAGACCCACCCUUGUGUGAGAACAGCACCAUUUGGAUUCAGCAGGUGGGAGAGAAAACCUACGAGUGUCCUGAGUGUGGGAAGAACUUCAGCCGGAGCUCAUACCUGAGCCAGCACCAGAGGAUCCACCUGGCAGAGAAACCCUUCAGCUGCUCCGAAUGUGGGAAGAGUUUCACUCGCAACUCGGACCUGAUCAAGCACCAGCGGAUCCACACUGGUGAGAAGCCCUACCAGUGCACUGAGUGCGAGAAGACUUUCAGCCAGAGGUCCAAUGUGAUCAGGCACCAGCGGACCCACACGGGAGAGAGACACUACCAGUGCAAUGAAUGUGGGAAGAGCUUCAGCCAGAACUCACAUCUCAUCGUCCACCAGCGAAGCCACAAGGGUGAGAAACCCUUCCAUUGCGCCCGGUGUGAGAAAAGCUUCAGCGACCGCUCCUCCCUGAUCAUACACCGGAGAGUCCACACCGGAGAGAAGCCCCACGUGUGCCAGGAGUGCGGGAAGUGUUUCCGAGACAGCUCAGCCAUCAUUCGGCAUCAGAGGAUCCACACGGGAGAGAAACCAUAUGAGUGCGCUGAGUGCAGGAAGACCUUCCGGCAGAGCUCCUCUCUGGUGACCCACAUGCGAACACACACAGGUGAGAAGCCCUACAAGUGCCCCGUGUGCGGGAAAGGCUUUAGCCAGAGCUCAGCGCUCACCACGCACCGCCGGAUCCACGGAGGAAAGGCCUUGCCUGUGUAUCAUGGUGACCUCCUGCCCAACCCUUACCAGUGUGCCGAGUGUGGCCGGCGGUGCAGCGACCGCUCCACACUGGCCAAGCACCAGACCACGCACACCAAGGAGCGGCCCCACAUCUGCGUGGAGUGCGGGGACAGCUUCCGUCGGAGCUCGGCUCUCAACGUGCACCUGAGGAUCCACCGUGGGGAGAGACCCUACAAGUGUGAGGAGUGCGGCAAAACAUUCAGGCACAGCUCGGCCCUUGGUGCCCACCUGAGGAUCCAUGCAGGAGCCAAGCCCUACGAGUGCGGUGAGUGUGGGAAAAGCUUCCGGAAAAGCUCGACGCUUCAAGUGCAUUUGAAAAUCCACGUGGCUGAGAAACCUUAUAAAUGUAUGGUGGGUAGGAGAACACUCACUUCACACUCACUUCUGCCAUAGGGCUGGAGUGGGUGACUGGAGCAGGAAACAAAAGCGGUGUUUGGGGGGGUCAUGUGAAGAAGGUGGGUGACGAGAACCAUGGUGGGAAGAGACUGACUGGAGAUGUGGUGAAUGGUGUCAGGGAUGGUUGCUUGACCCCAGGGGCACAAAAACCUUUAGGAGGUCUGGAAGCAGGGAGUUAGUCCUUGGAGCCGAGUGCUGGUAGUUGAGGAAGUGUGCUGGCAGCCUGAGGAACAGGAGAAUGGCCUGACUGCAAUGGAGUGUGCCCUGCACCUGGAGAAGAAUGUGAACCAGUCACUGCUAGAGCUGUGCAAAUUGGCAACUCAAAAGAACGACCCACACUUGUGUGACUUCAUUGAGCUUCUGGCUAAAUCGAGGACUGUGAAUAUGUGGUAGAAUAACAACUAGGAGAACCAGGCUUGCAAAAUAACUUUCCAGCUGAAGUAAAGAUCAAAAUAAAAAGUGCCGGAUUGGUUCCAAGUCUGAAGUCUGGCUUGUUAGACACUGUAGUUGUGUCUUAGAAACUCUUUUUGUUACCUUCCCUUUUUAAAAUUUUUAUUCCCUUGUCCUGAGAGGCCAAAGGGUAACAGUUCUAAACUAAAGGAGGGAAGAUUCAGUCUAGACACAGGGAAGAAAUUUUUUACAACGAGGGUGGUGAAACCCUGGCCCGGGUUGCCCAGAGAGGUGGUAGAUGUCCCAUCCCUGGAGACAUUCAAGGCCGGGCUGGACGGGGCUCUGAGCAACCUGAUCCAGUUGAAGAUGUCCCUGCUCAUGGCAGGGGGUUGGACUGGGUGAGCUUUGAAGGUCCUUUCUAACCCAAACUAUUAUAUGUUUUUUCAUGAACGUAAUAAGUUUACCCAGUGUUUGACAAGGUGCUUCCAGAUCUUUUGAGCCUGAGACUCUGGAGAUGAACCUGACUCUAUUUGUCUUUUCUUCUUCUUUUCCAAAUCGCACACGGGGCAAUGAAUUCCUACCUCCACACACAAAGCCUGGUUGAUAUGACAGCUGAAUAAUGCAAAACUGUCGCAGCAGUUCCCAGAAAAUACGGAUGUGCAAGCGUUUCCAGUUGGAACUCUGCCCGUUACUAGUCUGUGGCAGCUUCUCCCAACUUUGUCCUUGCUGGUUUGAUACACUUUAUAACCCAGGUCACCAACAUGGGCAAAAAUGUGGCCUUACCUUAUUUAACCAAAAAAAUGUUCCCCCACCAGAUGUCCUACUCAGAACUGGUGCACAGUGAUUUCCUACUGGUAGUCCACAGACUGUUUGCAAUUUUGUAGUCCUUUUUAUGAUAGUCUUCUUUAGCUCAGUAUUGUUUGUAAAGUAUUAACAUAUAAAACUCAGCCUUAGCAGUUAGGUGUUAUUAUAUUUGCAUUUAUUACUACGCUAAUGACUGUAUAUUACAUAAACCUCCUCUAUAUUGCUAUGUUUUAUUACUGGUUCUGUGUUUCCAUCCUAAAUAAACCCAUUUUUUUGCUCUGUAUAA
Columba livia (rock pigeon) is the source of this 3522-nucleotide messenger RNA. Its product is annotated as zinc finger protein 501. The transcript has 2 exons. Bases 618 to 2039 code for a protein of 473 amino acids. Gene Ontology annotation, molecular function: RNA polymerase II cis-regulatory region sequence-specific DNA binding; DNA-binding transcription factor activity, RNA polymerase II-specific. The record is from RefSeq and is a predicted model, not a curated record. Gene Ontology annotation, biological process: regulation of transcription by RNA polymerase II. Lineage: Eukaryota; Metazoa; Chordata; Aves; Columbiformes; Columbidae.